This is a messenger RNA of Armigeres subalbatus, 1810 nucleotides long. RefSeq lists its product as uncharacterized. NCBI's taxonomy places the organism in Eukaryota, Metazoa, Arthropoda, Insecta, Diptera, Culicidae. The record is from RefSeq and is a predicted model, not a curated record. The transcript is spliced from 4 exons. The coding region runs from base 354 to 980 and encodes 208 amino acids.
UAACAAUUUAGCACCACUCGAUCAAGUUAGGGUUCACCGCUGCUGGCUGCGACAGGGGGACCGGUUGUUAGGAGUUGUGACCGAACGGAUUGGGUACACCCAACCAAAGCGCAUGCGAAAAGUGAGGAAAAAACCGAAAUUGGAGUCAAGCUUACAGAGUGACUGUCGCCAAAGGAAAACCAGUUUUUCAUUGGACGAGGUUUUGCAGCAGCAGCAGCAGCAACAACCAACCACAGUAGAAACAGAUUGAAGUGUCCAGUUCAGAGGAGGACCCCACGGGACAAACUGCCAGCAGUAAUCAGUUCUCCAAGCAGCAAUUCGACAAACUUCCGAAAGCUUUCCGGUCAACGAACAUGAAGCCGUUUAGUUGGAGUACGAGUGCGUUGGUGGUCCUGUGCCUCGGGGCCUGUGUCCUGGCCGCCCCCAAUGCCAUCCGGGUGAAGCGUGGCGACACCGAACUCAGCGACGUUGAUCUCACAGGAGCGGAGGACGCAUCACUCGGCAACGACCUUGACCGUGACAAGCGAAAAAUUCCAGACCCCAAGUACGAAGCCAAAAAUGCCAUCCUCGGAUUCGUUUUCGGAAAAAUCAACUCCCUGAUCGACGCCAAGACUAAGCUGGUGGACAAACUGGACCAGGCCAACAUCGAGAAGAACAAGCUGCACCACAUCGAGUCGCCGAAGCCGAUCACCAGCUUCAAAACUCUGGUCGCGUCGGUGAUCACCCCGAAGGUGCAGUUCAUCACCUCGAAGAUCGGUGCCUUCAGCGGAGGGCUGCUCGGUGGAUCGUCCGGCGGCGGACACAACGGCGACGGCGAUGAUCACGACAACGGAAACGGCAGCCCAGCCGCUCCCGGAUUGGGAGGCGUUGUGUCGUCGCUGUUGAAACUGUCCGGGCCGAUCCUUGCCGGAUCGUCCGGUAACAACGGGGGAACGAAUUCGGUCUCGCUUGGAGAUCACGACGACGACGAUGAUGAGUAGAUCAUUCGUUCCGAUAGGCGGUUAGAUCACUUACCGCGUAGGAAGGGGGGGAUUCUGAAAAAGUGCCGUACCAUUUGAAGACAUUUAUGUUUGAGGUUUUUUGAAAUGGGGGAGGCUCGGCAGGGGAUUUGAUUGGAUGUCAUUUUGGAGUUGGUUAAUAUGGAUGAUCAUGUUUUGCAUAAUUCCGAGGCAAAACUCAAACUGAGAUAAAUAUAAUGUACAGGAAAUUAACUUAUAAAAUGAUUAUAUGCAAAAAGCUCCUCAAAUCUACAUCCAAUUUUGCUUUUAUUGGCAACAUCGGAUUGCCACAUAGAAGUGACAACAAUUGCAUUAAAACUUCUAACUAUUCUGAACCAUAAAUUGCAAAAUGGCAUCAAAUCAUUUCUCCUACUCAAUUUAGGACAAUUCGUGUCGCAAAAACGUUCGUUAAAAAUAUGAAAAGGGUUAUUUAAGAGGGACAUCCGCAUGUAGAAAAGUUCCAUACAAUUACAUCGAAAUCAAGAAUCAUGACGACAAACUCAUCCAGCAAUCAGCAAAUCAUCCAUUUACGUGUUUAAAUGUAGAAUCGAGAACAGAGCAAAUUUUAGGUAAGAGAGGAGUCAUUUCGGGACCGAGAAAGUAGUCGCUCCAAGGAAGCCAGGGAAGGUGUUCAAAGUUUAAAUAUUGUUAUAAAAAAAUGUUUAAAAAAAGCGAAAUCAAAAAAAUUACUUUUGUCAUUAUCCAUUGUAAAUAAACGGAAGCAAAACAAUCAACAAAAUCCGUUAAACAUUAAGGAGAGGUGAAUAGAGUGUGAGAGAGUAAUAAAAGCUACCAUAACAAAAAAACAUUAA